GGGACGAAGGGGCGUCCGGGCGGGAGUGGGGAGGGCCGGCGUCUGCGGUCGGGGGAGAGGGGCGAGUGGAACAGGGGUACGGGAAAGUCCCUCCUCAGCCGUCCCUCCCCUCCCGGCGUGAAGUGCAGGGACCCCAGGAUGCCCAGCCGGCCGGGGAAGUGCAAGUCGGCAGGUGGAUGUGGUUUCCGGGAAGAGAACCCUGCCUCUCCGGAGCCUCAGCCUUUCCUUCUCUUCAGCGGCUCUCUGUCUGUUUGUUUAAAGUAGUAUAAUUAACGCAGCCCGGCGUGCCUCACGCUGACACCUUCCCCUGUGGAAAACCGCUUCUAGCCGCCUGAAGCAGCCCGGGAGGCAAUCCCUCUCUUACCUCCUCCCUCUGAAAGCCGAGAGCAUAAAAGUUUUCCUGCCUAAGCCCUGCCACGAAGAACGGGACAUUUCCUGUCGAAACAGUUCCCCGGAGUUGUGAUAAUUCCUUCAUGAAGUCGUCUACGGAUGCUGCUCUUUACACUCUUUAAAGAAUGUCACUUGCCUGCGUAAAGAGGAGCAACGGUGUUGUUGCGCUCUGAGGUCCUCAGUGAGAAACUUGAGUCCCGGGCGAUGAGAAUAGCUCAUGGGGAACUCAGGGACUGACGGGCUCUAGUGACUGCAGCCAGUGCUGUGUAACCCUCGAGAAAGUGAUGUGGGUCUCUCUCCAUCCUCUCAGGCGUGGGGGCGAAGGGGUGCAGCCUGGCAUUUGGAAGCUUAAGAACCAAGUCUGUUGCCUUCCAAUUUAUUUAUUUUUUUAAAAGCCUUCCAUCAUGGGUGUACUUUGCUUGAAUGAUUAUUUUAAAGUACACGUCCUAUUUUUGCCAAUCUGACAGCUGUUUCCAUAGAAACCAGAGAAGAAAUAGUCAUCUUCAGCAGAGUUGUUAAAACUGUCUUCCAGGCUUCGGCUGCGAGUGCCAAUAAUCAAGGAGAAGAAAGAUGAACUUAAUCUAUGGACUGCAAUCUGCUACUAGAAACUGUGUUUUCUUCCGAUUUCAUUUGCUGGCCCACUGGAGAAAAUGUAACACACGAGCUGUAACCUCACCGGACUGUCAUCAAGUACAAAUUAAUCAUAUAGUUAAUACGUAUCAGGGUCUGGGAGUAAAUCAGUAUGAUAGGUUGACUUUUCUGCCUGAAAAUUUUUCUUUCUCUAAGACCUUCAGUAAUGAAAGACCAGGAUGCCUCUUGAGCACGAGAUGUAAGGAAAUUGGGAUGGUUACCCCAAAAUGUACUGUGUGGAAUGACUCUUUAUCAAGACAACUACAGAUAAAAGAAGUUACAGGAGUUCCUGCUCUUUCACUAUUGCAUCCUCUAAACUGUCUUCAUGAAAGAGACAUCAGGAGUUUCCACACUUCUCCUCAGUGUCAAGCUGCUCCGGUUCCUCUCUUGUUGAUAAUUCUCAAGCCAGUGCAGAAACUAUUUGCAAUCAUUGUAGGCAGGGGCAUAAGGAAAUGGUGGCAGGCACUUCCUCCUAACAAGAAAGAACUAUUUAAAGAAAGUUUAAGAAAGAAUAAAUGGAAGUUACUCCUAUGUUUCAGUAGUUUUGGAUUGCUCUUUGUAGUGUUUUAUUUUACUCACCUGGAAGUGAGUCCUGUCACGGGAAGGAGGAAGCUACUAUUAUUGGGGAAAGAGCAUUUCAGACUUUUAUCAGAACUGGAAUAUGAAGCAUGGAUGGACGAAUUUAAAAAUGAUAUGCUCACUGAGAAGGAUGCCCGAUACCUAAUGGUUAAGGAGGUGGUUAAUCAUUUGAUUGAAUGCAAUAAAGAUAUUCCAGGGGUCUCUGAGAUCAAUUGGAUUAUUCAUGUGGUUGAUUCCCCAGAUGUAAAUGCCUUCGUGCUUCCAAAUGGACAAGUGUUUAUCUUCACCGGGCUUUUAAAUAGUGUGACUGAUAUCCAUCAACUUUCCUUCCUUCUGGGCCAUGAAAUAGCACACGCAGUACUUGGGCAUGCUGCAGAAAAGGCUAGCUUGGUUCAUUUAUUGGAUUUCCUAGGUCUGAUUUUUCUCACAAUGAUUUGGGCCAUUUGCCCUCGAGAUAGUUUGGCACUUUUGGGCCAGUGGAUACAGUCUAAACUGCAGGAGUAUAUGUUUGAUAGACCGUACAGUAGAACAUUAGAGGCUGAAGCUGACAAAAUUGGACUACAGCUUGCUGCAAAGGCUUGUGUGGACGUCAGAGCCAGUUCGGUGUUUUGGCAGCAGAUGGAAUUUGCAGAUCAUCUCCAGGGCCAUCCCAGGUUGCCAGAAUGGUUAUCCACACACCCUUCUCAUGGAAAUCGAGCUGAGCACUUGGAUAGACUCAUACCUCAGGCUCUUAAAAUUAGAGAGAUCUGUAAUUGCCCACCACUUUCUGGACCAGACCCUCGAUUACUCUUCAAACUCAGCAUGAAGCAUUUCUUGGAAGAAUCAGAGAAAGAAGACCUAAAAGUCACUGCCGAGAAACAGAAAAUGGAUACUCUCACCAUUCAACAACAGAAGCAAAUACCCUUAACGUAUAUAAUUGAGAAAAGAACUAGCAGUUGAAUUAAAAUUUAUGAGACACAGGAUAUAUGAAGAAUGUAGCGGUCCUUACCAUUUUUAUGUUAUUUUUUAAAAAAUGAUGUUUGAAAUUUAAAAAAUGUAUAUUCAGGGUCAAAUCAUGUGUAUUACAAGUAUUAUCUAAAUUCUUCUAGGUAUUUUCAUGAAAUAUUGAUGUAUUUUAUUCUCUUUUAAAGUAUCUUCAAUGAGGAAAGUGUCACAGAAUAAAUUUAUAUUACACAUUUUA
Molecule: messenger RNA, 2779 nt
Organism: Lutra lutra (Eurasian river otter)
Lineage: Eukaryota; Metazoa; Chordata; Mammalia; Carnivora; Mustelidae
Gene: OMA1
Product: OMA1 zinc metallopeptidase
Exons: 9
Coding region: 961-2538 (525 amino acids)
Biological process (GO): mitochondrial protein processing; protein quality control for misfolded or incompletely synthesized proteins
Cellular component (GO): mitochondrial inner membrane
Molecular function (GO): metalloendopeptidase activity
Source: RefSeq, a predicted model, not a curated record